AUGAAGACCUCUGCCAUCCUCCCCAUCCUCGCGGCCGGGCUCGCCACCGCCAACCCGAUCGACCUGGAAGAGCGCCAGAGCUGUCCGGGCGUCUACGUCUUUGGGGCGCGCGAGACCACGGCGGCCGCGGGCUACGGAACCUCCAAGGGCCUGGUGGACCAGGUCCUGGCGGCGUACUCGGGCUCGCAGUCCGAGGCCAUUGUGUACCCGGCGUGCGGCGGGCAGUCGAGCUGCGGCGGCGUGAGCUACGACUCGUCGGCGACGCAGGGCACGGCCGCCGUCGUCUCGGCCGUCACCAGCCUCAACUCGCGCUGCCCCAGCACCAAGAUCGUCCUCAUUGGCUACUCCCAGGGCGGCCAGAUCAUGGACAACGCCCUCUGCGGCGGCGCCGGCUCCACCCUUUCCGGCAAUGCCCUCGCCGCCGUCAAGGCCGCCAUCUUCAUGGGCGACCCGCACUAUGUCUACGGUCUGUCGUACGAUGUCGGAACCUGCAGAGCUGGUGGUUUUGCUGCACGCCCGAGCGGCUACACUUGCUCACCGGGCAGCCCGUCCAUCAUUCAGUCCUACUGUGACUCUCAAGACCCGUACUGCUGCAACGGAAGCGACGCCAACCACCACCAGCAGUACGUGACCAUUUACGGCUCGCAGGCUCUCUCCUUCAUCAAGAGCAAGCUUGGUUAA
Pestalotiopsis fici W106-1 is the source of this 681-nucleotide messenger RNA. RefSeq names its product Acetylxylan esterase 2. The coding region runs from base 1 to 681 and encodes 226 amino acids. The transcript has 2 exons. NCBI's taxonomy places the organism in Eukaryota, Fungi, Ascomycota, Sordariomycetes, Amphisphaeriales, Sporocadaceae. Gene Ontology annotation, molecular function: hydrolase activity. The record is from RefSeq and is a predicted model, not a curated record.